Molecule: messenger RNA, 1467 nt
Organism: Cylicocyclus nassatus
Lineage: Eukaryota; Metazoa; Nematoda; Chromadorea; Rhabditida; Strongylidae
Source: the annotation of a GenBank genome assembly
CACUGCGUAUCGGCGCACAUGUUGAACGACCGAUACGCAGCUAAAGAUUCGCUAAGAGCACGGGCCUCGUAGUCGCAUUUCCAACGGCUGUCCGCAUUGUACGGGUGUGCUCGAUUUACGAUCUUCAGGUCCAAAAGCAGGCCUUAGUGAACUGUUAUGAAUAUUGAGGUGAAUAUCGAUGGUGUUUAUUACCCAGCUACAGCUGAGCGAAUUUCGGAGGAUGAAAAGUCUUUAGAGACGUCGUACCCUGGAGACUGGCGUCCACGAGAAUCAGUAGGCUUUGCUAAUUGUCGCGUCCUUCAAGCGAUCACUUCUCAACCGAUCCAUAAAGGAGACGUCAUCGAAGCCUUAUUUCAACAACAAAAUGGCCAGAGUGGAUGGCAGAAGGCAACAGUUCGUGAAAUCAAAGCGGAUUUUAUCGUCGUUGACUCUGCUGAGGGUCCGCAACAUACCGACGUGGUAGCGGCCAACAAAUGCCGUUCUAAUGGUGCGCAGUAUUUGCGAAUAACUCCCGCUGAUCUAAGAGUUGACACAAUCAGCGUUCCAGAGGAUCUCGUCGACCAUUUUUCUGUUGCACAGAAUCUGCUAGAAUUUCAAAAUACCGUUAAAGAUAUCGCCAUGAUCUUUGACAAAGAAAAGCGCGAGAUAAAGCUGUGCUCGUUUGGGACGAUUUCGCUCAAAAAGGCAGUUGUUCUUAGCGAAAUGUAUUUCAGGGACGUACGCUUGAGAAACCAGCUACGCGCUCGAGCUGAAGAGGCCGAACGCAUGUUGCAGCAUGGCGGUCAACGCAAUGAUCGAGAUUCUCCAUUUGUGGAUGAGUUUGAGGUCGCUGCUGAUCUGAUGGGGCUUGCCAUUGGUACCCACGGAUCAAACAUACAGAGAGCCAGAAAUGUCGAAGAUGUGGACGACAUUCAAGUAUUUGAAGGUGGCGGCGACGGGCAGCCAUGCAUCAUAAAGAUUUUUGCGAAGACAGCAGCUGCUGCUCAAAAAGCGCGAGCACAGCUUGACUUCGGUGUUGAAUGUGUGCACGUGCCGAGAUUUCUUGUAGGAAAAUUGAUCGGAAAGAAUGGAAAAUGCAUCCAGGAAAUAGUAGACAAGUCCGGUGUGGUGCGAGUUCAGAUUGCAGGAGAGGACGAUGACACUAUGGAUCCGGUACCUUUCACUUUCACGGGAACCAGAGAGUCAACAUCUAUGGCCUCAUUCCUGGUAGACUUCCAAAUCAAUCAUCUCAAGGAAACCGAAGGAUUACGUAACAAUAUCGAAGAUAUGAUGCGGCAGGCCUACAGCAAUAGCACUUAUCAACGCAAUGGCUAUGGUGAUCGUGGUGGUUUUGACAGGCGCGGAGGACGCCGCGGACGUGGUCGAGGCGGCUAUCGCAACGGUAGUCAAAAUGGUGGCUCUGCCAAUGGAAGUUCAAGCAACGUAGGAAAACCUUGGAGACUAUACUUCGUACUUUCGCCGAAAUGA